Molecule: messenger RNA, 967 nt
Organism: Micromonas commoda
Lineage: Eukaryota; Viridiplantae; Chlorophyta; Mamiellophyceae; Mamiellales; Mamiellaceae
Exons: 2
Biological process (GO): wybutosine biosynthetic process
Molecular function (GO): tRNA binding; 2-oxoglutarate-dependent dioxygenase activity
Source: RefSeq, a predicted model, not a curated record
GAGGAGUUCGCCGAACUCGUCACGUCCCGAGGAGAACCCGUGAUACUCACUGGGAUGCCCAUGGGCAAAGCCUCAGCGCUUUGGACCCCAGACUAUCUCACAUCCUCGGGAAUCGAAACGGAUACCACGGUUGUUGUGGAUCUCGCAGGUCAUCGUAAGCCGGGGACCCGUCGUAACUUCACGUUUCGUAAGAUGACCUUUGGCGAGCUCAUUCAGCGGGUGUCAUCCAAUUGCGCUGGCAGUGCAGAGGAGGCGAACAACAAGAGUCUCUCUCCUGUCGUGUCAUUCGGUGAAAAAUACUACUUGCGGAGCGUGGCGCACAAAGCUCCAGCGGAUCUUUCAUGUAUGUUCCCCUCUCUUGCCGCAGAUCUUCGCCCGGGUAUGGUCUUACCGGGUGGCACCGGCGAGUGCAGUCACACAUUAUGGCCUCGCGAUGCAUACCACAGCAGUGUGCUUCGCAUAGCAUCCCCGGGGACCGCGCUCUGGACUCAUUACGACACUCACGACAAUCUUCUGGCCCAGGUGAGAGGGAGGAAAACGGUUACAUUAUGGGCUCCAGACGCGGAACCAUUCUUGUACGUCGAGGGUUCGAGCUCGCGAGUUGAUGACAUUGUUGUGCCAGACUUGACGCGUUUCCCCUUGUUUAGUGAGGUCUCUGACAAACGUUGGGUAGCCUCGCUCGGUCCUGGGGAAGCCCUUUAUAUCCCUGCUCUGUGGUUUCAUCACGUUUUGUCACAUCCCAAAUGUCCGGAAUUCGGCGACAUGUCCAUCGCAGUCAACGUGUUUUGGCGUUGUUUGCCUGAACAGGAGCACGACGCUGGUGACUUGUAUGGAAACAAAGAUCCCCCAGCAGCUCGGCAAGCAUCAGAGUUGGCAGCUCGAGCUGGGGCGGCAAUUUCGCAAUUACCUGAGCCACACAAGUCGUUUUACGCGAGGAGGACUAUCAAACGGUUGGCUGAGCAACUAG